Chrysoperla carnea is the source of this 3010-nucleotide messenger RNA. It is a transcript of the gene Mctp, whose product is annotated as multiple C2 and transmembrane domain-containing protein. The transcript has 15 exons. Gene Ontology annotation, biological process: regulation of neurotransmitter secretion. Gene Ontology annotation, cellular component: synaptic vesicle membrane. Bases 18 to 2837 code for a protein of 939 amino acids. Lineage: Eukaryota; Metazoa; Arthropoda; Insecta; Neuroptera; Chrysopidae. Gene Ontology annotation, molecular function: calcium ion binding. The record is from RefSeq and is a predicted model, not a curated record.
AACAAUGUCUAAAUGUUAUGACUUAUUCAGUGGUGGGUGAAAAUUGUACAAAAUUAUUACGACAGUUAUCAACGUCGUGCACAACAAUGCUAUCGAAUUCUAAUUGUUGUGAUUCACCAGUAAUUACAAAACGCGCACGACUAAACUUAGAAUCAAAUGAAGAUAUCUAUGAAUGUGGAGCCGAUGGUGAAACUGAAGAUCGUCCUUUAGGACGGCAUUUAUCAAAAUCAGCAUCAGAGUUAAGUUCACCACGUGAACUGCAUGAACCCCGACCAUAUUCAGCUGCGCCCGCGAGCCAACAUCAUAUACACAAUACUGUGGUACAAAAAACGCACAAUUUUUUUUCAACGUUAAAGAGUAGAUGGUCACGUUCAAAAAGUCGUUCGGAUUCACGAAGUGGUGGUCGCAGAAAAUCUCCAAUUCAUCAUCAUGACAGCACCGAUUACGCAGCGGAUCUUAGUAGUGAUCAUAGCAGUCCUAGUACACAAAGUCCACGACAUAAACAGCAUUUAAUUUCAGAUUCGCCGUUAAGUCGUGGUGGUCGAACUGAAUCACAAGUAGUGCUGAAUACAAUAUCAACAACACCAGACAAUUCCCCACGUCGACCGCGGGGUUCACUAUUCAAUAUUACAUCAUCAGGUAGUCAUCAUUCGCAAGCGGUUCCGUCCACGUCACUCAAUGAACCGGUUAGCCUUGGCUUUGAAUUACAAGUUGCUGCGGAUGAAGCAACACGUAAACGCGAAGCGGCUUUACGACAACAUUCAUUCUUUCAAUUACGGGUACACUUACGUCGUGGCAAUAACUUAGCAGCAAUGGAUAAAAAUGGUACUUCUGAUCCAUAUGUUAAAUUUAAAUUAGGUGGACGUUUAGUUUAUAAAUCAAGGACUGUGUAUAGGGAAUUGAAUCCAUUAUGGGAUGAAAGUUUUACAAUACCAAUUGAGGAUCCAUUUAUACCGUUACAGAUUAAAGUAUUCGAUUAUGAUUGGGGAUUACAGGAUGAUUUUAUGGGUGCAACAUUAUUGGAUCUAACAACAUUAGACCUCGGCAGAUUAAGUGAAUUGGUUUUAGAUUUACAUGAUCCAUCCAAACCGAAUGCAAAUUUAGGUGAACUGCACUUAUCUGUAACGUUAUGGCCACGUACACAAGAGGAUAAAGAUCAGUAUUUUCAAAAAAAUGCAAAAACUUCGGAUGUAAAUCGUCGAUUAAAAUCACAAAUAUGGAGUUCAGUUGUAACGUUAGUAUUAGUCGAAGGUAAAAAUUUGCCAACUGUUGAUCCAGAAACUGGAUCAUGUGAUUCAUAUGUUAAAUUUAGGCUAGGUAAUGAGAAAUAUAAAAGUCGUGUAUUCUGGCGUUCAACAACACCCAGAUGGCUGGAACAGUUUGAUUUACAUUUGUACGAUGAUGGUGAUCAACAGCUGGAAGUCACGGUUUGGGAUAAAGAACGUUCAAGAGAUGAUUAUAUUGGAAGGUGUGUCAUAGAUCUAACAUCCAUGGAACGAGAGGUGACGCAUGGUUUUUGGCAAGAUUUAGAAGAAGGUGAAGGUUCAUUAUAUUUUCUUUUAACAAUAAGUGGAACAACAGCCUCUGAGACGAUAUCCGAUUUAAGUACUUACGAAGAUAAUCCUACUGAUAAAGAAGGAAUUGAACACAGAUAUGUAUGGCGUCAAUCUUUUAAUAAUAUCAAAGAUGUGGGCCAUUUAACUGUAAAAGUAUUUCGUGCAACGGGAUUAGCUGCUGCCGAUUUAGGUGGUAAAAGUGAUCCGUUUUGUGUACUGGAAUUAGGUAAUGCUCGACUUCAAACACAAACUGAAUAUAAAACUUUAUCACCAUGUUGGAAUAAAAUUUUUACUUUUAAUGUGAAAGAUAUUAAUAAUAUCUUAGAAGUAACAGUUUUCGAUGAGGAUCGCGAUCAUAAAGUGGAGUUUUUGGGAAAAUUAGUAAUACCAUUAUUGCGAAUACGUAAUGAUGAGCGUCGAUGGUAUCCAUUGAAAGAUAAGAAACUUCGUAGCCGUGCAAAAGGUUCUAAUCCCCAGAUAUUAUUAGAAAUGACAGUUAUUUGGAAUCCGAUUCGAGCAUGUAUUCGAACAUUAAACCCCAAAGAAGAGAAAUAUAUGCAACAAGAAGUCAAAUUCAAAAGACAAGUUUUCGUUCGAAAUGUAUUACGAUUAAAAGCUGUCGCAAUGCAUUUUAUUGAACUGGGAAAAUUACUUAAUGGAUGUUUUGAAUGGGAAUCUACGUUGCGCAGUUUUCUAGCGUUACUUUUAUGGUUAGUUUUAUGUUAUUAUUUCGAACCAUGGAUGAUACCAGCAUUUGGUCUCCUCUAUUUUCUCAAACAGUAUUUAGUUAAAUCAUUAACGGGUGGAGGACCAUCACUGCCAGCUGGUGAUCAAGAUGAUUCGGAUCUCGAAGAUGACGAGGAUGAUGAUAAAGAUAAGGAGGAAAAGAAAAGUUUAAAAGAACGUUUACAAGCAAUACAAGAAGUUACGCAAAGUGUUCAAAAUUAUAUUGGUUAUAUAGCGUCACUAGGUGAAAGUGUUAAAAAUAUAUUUAAUUUUACCGUACCAUUUUUAUCAUGGAUUGCAAUUUGUUUAUUAGUCGCAGCCUCAAUUGUAUUAUAUUUUAUUCCUAUACGAUAUUUAUUAAUGCUGUGGGGUGCUAAUAAAUUUGCAAGACGUUUAUUGCGUCCACAUUGUGUUCCUAAUAAUGAAGUGUUAGAUUUGUUAUCACGUGUACCAGAUGACGAAAUGUUGCUUGAUUUUCGAGAAUUGAAGGCAUUACCAGGUCCUGAACAACCUGAUCGUCGAAAGGAGCAUCGUAAAAAGCAUAAAGUUUCAUAAUAACUAAAAAACCGUUUAGGACGUUGGCUUUAAAACGAUCCUAAAACGGUUGUUACAUUCACACAUCACAUAUAUUCACAAAAAAAACGUUCCCUCUUGCACAUAUUACAUCAAUUUUCACUAAAAAUAUCAAACCAAAGAAAAUGUUUAAAAUGUUCUUCCACAAUCCUCUC